AUGGCUGGAAGAAGGAGAACCAGUUUCUCCGGGGUGUUCAUCACCGCUGUGCUGGCUGUGAUGCUGCUGCCUGCUUUCCUCUCUGCUGGACCAAUCGGGCAAAAGGCCAAAGGAGAUGCCGGAGAGAGCGUCCAGGAGAGGGCGGCGGCCGCGGCGUCACACAGGAGGCUGAUCCGCAACCGCAGGAACAUCAGCUGGUACAAGCAACACUCUGACUUCUGGAACUGGUACAAGUUCUUCACUGACAACGGCAACCAGGAAGCAGUUCAGGAGAUGGAUCGCAUCUACCUGGCCUACCUCCAGAACAAGAACCGUGCUGAGGGACGUCGCUCCUACAAGGCCUACCUGCGCCACCUGGGGGAGAUCUACAAGUCCUGCGCCGACUCCGACGACCCCAACUGUGUGGCUUCCUACACCAGCAGGCCCAAGCCCAAACCCGAACCCCCCAAGCCUGCACCGGUCAAAACCUGUGACCCCACCAAGGACCCUUACUGCCUGUAUGCUGCUUUGGUCCAGGGGAAGAGCCCCUACCUGCCCCUGGUGCUGCCAGCUGCCACCCCUGCCCCAGCUCCAGUGAAGGCCCCGGCCCCUCUGUACGUCCGCUCUGCUGCCCCAGCAAAGGACCCACAGUCUGGGUAUUACUACUACUCUCCAUCUUCAACGCCUUUCCUCUCCAAGGAGCAGAAGGCCGAGCUGCUGCGUAUCUGCUCCUCUGAAGACGUCGAGUGUCUUCAGUACCACCUGAGAGCCGCCUAUGGGCACCUGCCCUCCGCCGGGUCUCUGCCCUCCUACGCCCACCUCGGCUGUGAUCCCAAGAAAGACCCCUCCUGCAAACCCAAACUGGUGCAGAAAGCCGCCUCUGGUCUCUACCUGCAGUACCCCAACUGUGAUCCGCUCAGGGAUCCCCUCUGCGCCUACACUGCCUCCCUUUCAGCCCCCCGUGCCCCUAACCCCCCUGCCGCUGCUGGCCCGGGAUCCUGCAACCCUCUUUAUGAAGACGGCUGCAACCCUCUCACCGCCACCAAAUUUGCCAACCCCCCAGAGGCGUACAAAGGCGAGGAGACGGACGAGGCUGCGGCGAUUCGCGCCGCCCCACCUGCUGCUGAGCACAACAACGAUCCCUAUGCCAUGUUUAGGGAUGCUUAUGCUAGCGCUCAUGCUAACAGACUGCAGCAGUUCCCUUUUUCCAACCCCAAUUAUGAGCAGCCAGCCCAGGAGGAGCGCCACCCUCUGGGCCCCCCAGGUAAAACCAAGGAGGGCUAUGACUGCUUCAUCGGCUACGACCGUGAAUGCUUCCCCGUGAAGCCCAACGAGCCUCGCUCCGGAGUUCACCGCCGCAUCCCCUACCCCGCCGAGGCCUACGAGCCCCACCUGAACGCUGACGGCACACGAAACGGAGUCCUGGAGCCCACCAACCCUCACUGCGACCCCGAGUACGACCGAGACUGCCGCCUGCGUCGCUUCGAGCCCGAGCAGGCCCGCGUCGAGGCCCAGCCCGAGCAUCACGCCGAGGAGGACCACAACCAGGGGGCGGCAGACAGCGAGCGGCAGGAGCAGGAGCAGUACGAGACGGAGCCCUACCAGAGUGGCCAGGAGGAGCCUCACAUGUCCUACCAGCCGCUCUCAAUGGGAAUGCCCAGCCUGCAGGACAUACUGAGGCGCUACGGAGACCAGUUCCCUGAGCAGGAGGAACACAGAGCUUACGCAGACGACUACCGCAAGAAAUAA
Seriola dumerili (greater amberjack) is the source of this 1728-nucleotide messenger RNA. RefSeq lists its product as uncharacterized. Bases 1 to 1728 code for a protein of 575 amino acids. NCBI's taxonomy places the organism in Eukaryota, Metazoa, Chordata, Actinopteri, Carangiformes, Carangidae. The record is from RefSeq and is a predicted model, not a curated record. The transcript is spliced from 7 exons.